This is a messenger RNA of Pistacia vera, 2091 nucleotides long. RefSeq names its product pentatricopeptide repeat-containing protein At2g26790, mitochondrial-like. NCBI's taxonomy places the organism in Eukaryota, Viridiplantae, Streptophyta, Magnoliopsida, Sapindales, Anacardiaceae. The transcript has 3 exons. The record is from RefSeq and is a predicted model, not a curated record. Gene Ontology annotation, molecular function: protein binding. The coding region runs from base 1 to 1368 and encodes 455 amino acids.
AUGAACAUUUCUUCCCCGAGAGUCCACUCACUACAGGAAGAUAUGAAAUAUCUGGUACAGGAAAUCACUACUUCAACGGAGAAAAACUUAAUAUGUGUAUAUACCGUGUUGAGUCCCGUCCUANUUAGCUCGAUUUUAAAAUGUUUAUGUCGGAUUGGUAUGACUUCUGAAGCUAUAGAUCAAUUUAAGGAGUACAAAGAUGAGGGCCUCUUCCUUGACAAUGUUUGUUAUGAUGUUUUAGUGCGUGCUUUAUGCCAACUUGGGAAAGUAGAAGAAGCCAUGGAAUUGUUCAAUGAGAUGAAGAGAAAACUGAUGGUUCCAGAUGUUGUCAACUACACAAAUAUGAUUUUUGGUUAUUGUCGUCAAGGUAAACUCAUCAAUGCUUGGGAAUUAUUUAUGGAAAUGAAUAAGUCUGGGCAUAAGCCUGAUAUUAUAACUUACAACAAACUUGUUGGUGGGUUUGCAAGAUAUGGCUAUGUACAGAAGGCAGUUGAUCUUUUAGAUUAUAUGACGACACAAGGUUUGAAACCUAAUACGAGCACAUACAACAUGAUCAUUAAAGGCAUAUGUAUGGAAGGCAGGGUGAAGGAAGCUGAAGUUUUCUUAGAUGGUUUACAAGAGAAGUGUUUGGCAAAUUAUACUGUCAUGGUUAAUGGUUACUGCAAAGCAAACCAUUUAAAGAAGGCCUUUCAACUAUUUAUGAGAUUGUCUGAGCGUGGAAUCUUAGUGGGAAAAAAUUCUUGCUAUAAACUGAUAGAUGCAUUUCGUCAGAUUGGAGAAAUGAGAGCGGCACAGUUGAUCUUUGAUGUCUUGAUCAAGAAAGGAUUAACUCCUGAUCUAGUGACUUAUACAAAGAUGAUACACAGCUAUUGCAAAAUGAAUUGUUUACAGGAAGCAUGUCAUCUUUUUAGUGAUAUGAAGCGGAGAGGGAUUAAACCUGAUGUUGUAACCUAUACAAUUUUAUUUGACACUCAUUCAAAAGUAAAUAAAAAUAUAUCUUCUUCCUCCCAAAAUGCCUUGCAAAGUAAAGAAGAGGUAGUGGAUUUUUCAGUUUUUUGGAAUGAGAUGGCAAAAAUGGAUAUAAAGCCUGAUGUUGUAUGUUACACAGCUUUGAUUGCGAGGUGCUGUAAGACAAAGAACCUUGAGCAUGCUAUUAGAGUCUUUGAUGAAAUAAUUGGCAGAGGACUAGAACCUGAUAUUGUGACAUACACAGCGCUUUUAUGUGGCUACUUUGCAACCGGUGAUGUAGAUAAGGCUGUAAACCUCAUUAAUGAAAUAUCAAUUAAGGGGAUACCACAAGAUAACUACUUCAUGACGUCAUUGGAACGUGGUAUAUCAAAGGCCAAGAGAUUGCCGUAUAGACAUUAAGCAUCAUGUUGAGUCCCCAUGAGUAGUGAAUUCAAAAUCUCUAUCGCAUCCAGUUCUUAAAGGUAUGAUUGAAUGUACAAGGCCAUUCAACAUUACGAUCUAAUAUUUUUGAAAUACUUGGACAACUGCUUUGAUUACAUCAUUGCUCAAAAGAUUUACCCAACAGUUAUUUUCUCAAAAUGAUUCUAUUCAGUAAUUUAAUUGGUUCUGCUUGUCCAUUCGUUAGGUGGAUGCAACUGCUGCCAGAUGAUCCAUUGUGUUCAUAAAGACAGACAACUGCCGAAAUCAAAUGAACCUUAGGCAACUUAUAAUCAUACAGGAGAGUGAAGGGGAAGAUUUUAUUUGCCAUAUUCCCAAGAUAUGACAUUGCCAGGCUGGACUCUAAUUCUUAUACUGAAGUUGAAGAAUACAUCCAAAUUCAGGGUAGGAUGUACCCAUACGAAAUAACAAUAGUCAAAGUUUAAAGAUACAAUUAGAGCCUCCCAGAAGAAUGGGACAUAUACUCAACAAGAUAAAAAAUGGAGACCUCAUCAAGCUUGAAAAUGCUUCUCUAGUUUGAUUACAGAGUAGGUUUUAUCCUGUAUGAACAAACUGACCAUAAAUAUUCUGUAAAGAUCAAUGUGGUAGGUGGUUUAGUGUAUUAUAAUUGAUUUUUAAACAUUUGGUUGUAUGAUAGUUAAUAGUUAAUAUACACUUCAUCUAUUGUAACUCAACCUUUUUGUU